UAAAAUAAACCUGUUAUUAUUCAAUUUUAUAAUAAUUUAUAAUUUUUAGGGUUUGACUGAAGAAAAAGCCAAACAAAUAUUUUUACGAGAUGGUCCUAAUGCAUUAACUCCACCAAAACAGACUCCAGAAUGGGUAAAAUUUUGUAAAACUCUCUUCGGUGGUUUUUCUAUGUUGUUAUGGAUAGGCGCUAUUCUAUGCUUUAUAGCUUAUUCUAUUCAGGCUUUAUAUAGCGAAGACCCCGAAAUGGAUAAUCUUUAUUUAGGUCUAGUUUUAGCUAUUGUGGUUAUUGUAACGUCAGUUUUCUCCUAUUAUCAAGAAUCUAAAAGUUCUAAAAUUAUGGAAAGUUUUAAGAAUAUGGUGCCUCAAUAUGCUCUAGUAAUCCGAGAUGGGAAAAAAUUAACCUUGCCAGCAGAAGAAGUGGUUGUUGGAGAUCUCGUUGAGGUAAAAGGUGGCGAUAGAAUUCCUGCAGACAUUAGAAUUGUCUGUGCACAAUCAUUUAAAGUAGAUAAUUCAUCACUGACUGGAGAGUCUGAACCGCAAACGAGAAAUUCAGAGUGUACUCAUGAAAAUCCACUUGAAACGAAGAACAUUGCAUUCUUUUCAACAAACUGUGUCGAAGGUACUGGAAAGGGUAUUGUCAUAUAUACAGGAGAUCGAACUGUUAUGGGAAGAAUCGCUAAUUUAGCAUCUGGAUUACAAAUGGGUGAUACUCCAAUUGCUAGAGAAAUUUCACACUUUAUCCAUAUUAUCACAGGUGUUGCUGUGUUUUUGGGAGUUUCUUUUUUUAUUGUAGCUUUUAUUCUUGGUUAUAACUGGUUGGAUGCUGUUAUAUUCUUAAUUGGAAUAAUAGUAGCUAACGUUCCAGAAGGUCUUCUUGCUACAGUAACCGUAUGCCUCACUUUAACUGCUAAACGAAUGGCUAAGAAAAAUUGCUUGGUAAAAAAUUUAGAAGCUGUGGAGACGUUAGGAUCAACGUCGACGAUAUGUUCAGAUAAAACUGGAACACUCACACAAAAUCGAAUGACUGUGGCACAUUUAUGGUUUGACAACCAAAUAAUUGAAGCAGAUACUACAGAAGAUCAAUCUGGUAUUAAUUACGAAAAGACUUCAGAAGGUUGGAAAGCUUUGGCUCGUGUAGCCUGUCUAUGCAGCCGAGCUGAAUUUAAACUAGGAGAGAAGAAUCUUCCAGUGAUGAUGCGAGAAUGUACAGGAGACGCAUCAGAAUCUGCUAUAUUAAAAUGUAUGGAACUUGCCUGCGGAAAUGUCGAAGAAUAUAGAAAUCAGCAUCCAAAAGUGUGCGAAAUUCCUUUCAAUUCUACCAAUAAAUAUCACCUUACUAUACAUAAAUUACCGGAUAGCAGCUAUUUGAUAUGUAUGAAAGGAGCACCAGAACGUAUCUUAGAUAAAUGUAGUACCAUCUUCAUAAAUGGAAAGUGCAAGAUUUUAGAUAACGAAAUGAAACAGGCCUUCAACGAUGCUUAUCUAGAACUGGGAGGAAUGGGAGAACGGGUGAUAGGUUUCUGUGAUUAUGCCCUGCCAACUGAUAAAUAUCCACCUGGUUAUCCUUUCAAUGCUGAAGAAGAGAAUUUUCCUUUAGAAGGAUUUAGAUUUGUUGGUUUGAUUGCUAUGAUAGACCCACCUCGUGCUGCUGUUCCAGAUGCUGUAUCCAAAUGUAGAAGUGCAGGAAUCAAGGUAAUAAUGGUGACAGGAGAUCAUCCAAUUACUGCAAAAGCUAUCGCUCGAGCAGUGGGAAUAAUUUCUGAAGGAAAUGAAACCGCUGAAGAUAUCGCAGAGAGAUUAAAUAUACCAAUUGAUUCUGUUAAUCCUAGAUCGUGUAUUUUCAGAGAUGCUAAAUCUAUUGUAAUUCAUGGAGGACAACUAAGAGAAAUGGAGCCAGACCAAUUAGACGAAGUGUUAAAAAAUCACUCAGAAAUCGUUUUUGCUAGAACUUCACCUCAACAAAAAUUGCUUAUUGUAGAGAGCUGUCAGAGGCUGGGUGCCAUCGUGGCUGUUACUGGUGACGGUGUUAACGAUUCACCAGCUUUGAAGAAAGCUGAUAUUGGUGUUGCAAUGGGUAUCGCCGGAAGCGAUGUUAGUAAGCAAGCUGCAGAUAUGAUUCUACUGGAUGAUAACUUUGCUUCAAUUGUUACCGGAGUUGAAGAAGGAAGAUUAAUUUUCGAUAAUUUGAAAAAAUCUAUCGCCUAUACGUUGACUAGCAACAUCCCAGAGAUAUCCCCUUUUCUAUUAUUCAUAUUGGCCGAAAUACCUUUACCUCUUGGAACUGUUACGAUCCUUUGCAUUGAUUUGGGUACUGAUAUGGUACCAGCUAUAUCAUUAGCAUACGAAGAACCAGAAAGUGAUAUUAUGAAAAGGAAACCUCGUGACCCAAUUAAAGAUAAACUAGUAAACGAGAGGUUAAUAUCAAUGUCUUAUGGACAGAUUGGAAUGAUGCAAGCUGCUGCUGGAUUUUUCACUUAUUUUGUUAUAAUGGGAGAAAAUGGAUUUUGGCCUAUUCACUUGUUUGGUUUGAGAAAAUCGUGGGAUAGUAAAGCAGUUAAUGAUCUUAAAGAUUCAUACAAUCAAGAAUGGACUUAUAACUCUAGGAAAAUAUUGGAAUAUACUUGCCAAACUGCAUUCUUUAUCUCUAUAGUAAUUGUACAAUGGGCCGAUCUCAUAAUUUGUAAGACUCGCAGAAAUUCUAUUCUUCAACAGGGAAUGAAAAAUCACAUGUUAAAUUUUGGUCUUGUGUUUGAGACUGCAGCAGCAGCUUUCAUUUCAUACUGUCCUGGAAUGGAUAUAGCUUUGAAGACAUAUCCUAUAAAAUUUCGUUGGUGGUUACCAGCGUUACCCUUUUCACUCUUGAUUUUCGUCUAUGAUGAAACACGAAGGUAUAUCCUUAGACGAAAUCCAGGAGGAUGGGUAGAGAAAGAAACUUAUUACUGAAAAAUAUGAUUCGUCAUACUUCAAGAUCUUUGGGGGAAAAUUAUCACACUGUCAUUCAUAUCAAUACUUGUACUUUUUCUAAGCAUAAAAUUAAUAAAAAAAAAUUUAAUCAA
This is a messenger RNA of Centruroides sculpturatus (bark scorpion), 3057 nucleotides long. RefSeq names its product sodium/potassium-transporting ATPase subunit alpha-like. Gene Ontology annotation, molecular function: P-type sodium:potassium-exchanging transporter activity; ATP hydrolysis activity; ATP binding. Bases 170 to 2944 code for a protein of 924 amino acids. The record is from RefSeq and is a predicted model, not a curated record. Gene Ontology annotation, cellular component: membrane. NCBI's taxonomy places the organism in Eukaryota, Metazoa, Arthropoda, Arachnida, Scorpiones, Buthidae. Gene Ontology annotation, biological process: potassium ion import across plasma membrane; intracellular potassium ion homeostasis; sodium ion export across plasma membrane. The transcript has 18 exons.